CAAUUUAAUCACUUCAAAAUAGGAUCUUAGAUUCACCAAAAAAACCUAGUCUUUACUUCACUUGUUAAACCGUCCCAUUCUUCACGCCCUGCUUUCUCAUUCUUUCCUUCUCUCUCUCCUCUCUCUCUCUCUAGAAUUUUUCACAUGCACUGAAAAAAAAAAAAAAAAAAAAGAAGCUGUGCUACAAUUUCCAGUUCUUGGUUUCCUACAAGGGUUUUGGGUUUGCAAGAUUUUGUGAUCUUCGUUAUUUUCAAGGGAGGAGAAGAGUAAAUAAGAAAGAAAAAGCACUUUUUCUGAUCUGGGCUUUUGCUUUUUUCGAAGUUGAGUUGGUAAAGCGAUCGAUGGAUUCGUGUUGUGCCGCCAUUAAAGCUAAGGUGAGCCCUGUAGAAAUCAAUGGCGGUUCGAUGAGGAGUGAGAAAGUACUUUUAGGAGAGAGAGUGAGAGGUAGCUUGAAAAGCAAAAAUGCCUUUGGAGCAAGAACUUGCAUAAUUCUGAACAGAAAAAGAAGCAGAAAUUGCUACCCUGGAGUUGCGUUCUCUGUUCUAACCCGCGAUAUAAACAAGGAAAUGGCGGCAUUUGAAUCUUCGUCGUUUAUCGACGAGAACCCGAAGGCAGAUCCGGGAACGGUUGCUUCGAUAAUCUUGGGUGGCGGCGCCGGCACUCGUCUCUUUCCUCUUACAAACAGAAGAGCUAAACCAGCUGUCCCGAUUGGAGGUUGUUACAGGCUCAUCGAUGUACCGAUGAGCAAUUGUAUCAAUAGUGGGAUUAGAAAGAUUUUCAUUAUGACUCAAUUCAAUUCUUUCUCUCUGAAUCGACACCUUGCUCGGACGUAUAAUUUCGGAAAUGGUGUCAAUUUUGGUGAUGGCUUUGUCGAGGUUUUAGCUGCCACGCAGACACCGGGCGAAGCAGGAAAGAAAUGGUUUCAAGGAACUGCCGAUGCUGUUCGACAAUUUAUAUGGGUUUUCGAGGCUGCCAAGACUAAAAAUGUUGAGCACAUUUUAAUUUUGUCGGGUGACCAUCUUUACCGAAUGGAUUACAUGGACUUUGUUCAGAAGCAUAUAGACACAAAGGCAGAUAUUACCGUUUCGUGUGUACCCAUGGAUAAUAGCCGAGCCUCGGAUUACGGGUUGAUGAAAAUUGAUGAAACGGGUCGAAUCGUUCAAUUUGCCGAGAAACCAAAGGGCUCUGCUCUACAAUCAAUGCAAGUGGACACUUCGAUUUUGGGACUUACUCCUCAAGAAGCUGCGAGCUUUCCCUACAUUGCAUCGAUGGGAGUUUACGUGUUUAGAACUGAUGUUUUGCUAAAGCUUUUGCGAUUUUCUUAUCCUUCGUGCAACGACUUUGGCUCUGAAAUUAUUCCUUCUGCUGUGAAGGAUCACAAUGUUCAGGCAUACUUAUUUAGUGACUAUUGGGAAGACAUUGGAACAAUAAAGUCGUUCUUCGAUGCCAAUUUGGCCCUCACCGAGCAGCCUUCGAAAUUUGAUUUUAACGAUCCGAAGACACCUUUCUACACAUCUCCAAGAUUCUUGCCUCCUACAAAAGUCGAACAAUGCAGGAUAGUGGAUGCAAUAAUUUCCCACGGUUGCUUCUUGCGGGAAUGCAGCGUCGAGCACUCUAUCGUAGGCGUAAGAUCCCGUUUGGACUAUGGCGUUGAGCUUAAGGAUACUAUGAUGAUGGGAGCCGACUACUAUCAAACAGAAUCCGAAAUCGCGUCUCUGCUGGCACAAGGGAAGGUUCCUAUUGGGGUUGGACAUAACUCCAAAAUCAGUAAUUGCAUAAUCGACAAGAAUGCGAAGAUCGGAAAGAAUGUGAUCAUCGCAAAUAAAGACGGCGUGGAAGAAGCCGAGAGGGCCGAUGAAGGAUUCUACAUACGAUCGGGAAUCACAGUUAUACUGAAGAAUUCGACCAUUAAAGAUGGAACGAUCAUUUAAUAAGAUCUGCAUUUUCAUGCUGAGAUUGAACUCAAGAAAGUUAAUUCUGUUUUUUUUUCUUUCUAAUUCCUAUAAAUAAAAUUAGAACCCUAUUUUCAUUUGUAAAUAUCUAGUUUUAACAAAACUAAUCCAUGAAUAAUUAUUGGCCUUUUGGACUAGAUUUUCUCUUCA
Erythranthe guttata (spotted monkey flower) is the source of this 2102-nucleotide messenger RNA. RefSeq names its product glucose-1-phosphate adenylyltransferase large subunit 2, chloroplastic/amyloplastic. NCBI's taxonomy places the organism in Eukaryota, Viridiplantae, Streptophyta, Magnoliopsida, Lamiales, Phrymaceae. The record is from RefSeq and is a predicted model, not a curated record. Gene Ontology annotation, molecular function: glucose-1-phosphate adenylyltransferase activity. Gene Ontology annotation, biological process: glycogen biosynthetic process.